AUGGAGCUCGAAGGCGAAGACGGUUCCAAAAUCCCUUUGGAAAGUGGCGAAAAAGCACUUUUCGGACGAGGUUCUGGUUUUAACACCGACGACCACACUGUUUCCCGCCGUCACGUUUCAUUCCAACUGAACGACUCCGAGUCAGGGGCUCCUAGGGUUUCAUUCCAAGUCAUCGGAACAAACCCCAUUUGGGUUUUGAAAAACAAUGACGGAACUCUUAAGCUCUUCAACAAGUUCGAUAAGGGUCAAUUGGAACUCGGAGACCGUUUCUGCUUGUCCGGGAAAUCACCCUUUUGGUUCAAAUUGAACAAGUCUCAAGUUUCUGAUACUCAGAUUGACAUUGACCAACUUGAUCUUUCACAAAUUGAUCCUGUUAAAGAGUUUGGCUUUCUUGGGAUGGGACAUGAGUUUGACCUGUAUCCAAAGGGCAUGAUCCAGAAUGUGGAGAAUUGGAAAUGGUUCCUUGAGGAGCCUAGCAAAGAAAGCGAGGAUGACGAUGAGGAUGAUUUUGAAGGGAUGAGGAAAACAAAGGGAAAGCGAAAAGUAUUUAAAGACGAUGAGGAUGACGAGUGGACCGGUGAUAGUGAAGAUGAUAAAGACCUUGUUGCUAAGACGGGGAAAGGUAAGAAACCUCUGUACUCCACAAGGUCUAAAGACAAAGGAGGAGCUAAAAGAAAGAAAACAUCUAGUCUCGACAAAAAUGUUGAAGAAGAAGAAGAAGAUGAUGAUGAUGACAAUGAUGAUGAUGAGACGCUAGGAGGUUUCAUUGUUACUGAUGAAGAAGACGGUGAGGAGGAACAGGACAGCGACGAAGAUGAGGAGGAGGAAGACGAGUUUGAAGAAGAAGAAGAUGACGAUUAA
Lathyrus sativus (Indian pea) is the source of this 861-nucleotide messenger RNA. Lineage: Eukaryota; Viridiplantae; Streptophyta; Magnoliopsida; Fabales; Fabaceae. The record is from the annotation of a GenBank genome assembly.